AUGGCCACCGGAAAAUUCUUCCAAGAAAUACAGUUACCCGAGCAAAAAUCUCAAGAGGAUGGUGUUCUUUUCCCGAUGGUGUUAUCCCCGAACGCUAUCACUGAUUCUACUUCAAUAGAACUCAGUGAUUUCGAGGAGGCGAUUAGAGCUCAUAAGCCAUGGUUGGAGUAUCUUCUUCAGAAAAGAGGCGUUAUUCUCUUUCGAGGAUUUAAUAUUUCCUCACCUUCCGACUUCAACAACGUCGUCGAAGCUUUCGGGUUCCCUGAAAUGCAUUACGCGAGUGUCGGUGGCCGAGCUUCUAGAACCAAAGUCGUUGGACGGGUUUACACCGCCAAUGAAUUCCCUCCCGAUAAGGAAAUUCCUUUCCAUCACGAGAUGGCUUACAUUUCGAGUUUCCCUAGCAAGUUAUUUUUCUUUUGUGACGAAGAACCACGAAAAGGGGGAGAGACUCCGGUAGUUUUGAGUAAUAUCAUAUACGAAAAGAUGAAAGAGAGGCACCCGGCGUUCGUUGCUAAGCUAGAGGAGCACGGAUUGACGUAUAUAAAGUUAGCGAGCGAAACAGACGAUCCAUCAUCCUUCACUGGCACUGGUUGGAAGACAACAUACAAUACUGAUGACAAGAAAGUUGCUGAAGAAAGGACAGCUAAACAGGGAACAAAGCUGGAAUGGAUUGGGGAUGUUGCAAGAAUUCUAACACGUCCAAUGCCAGCCAUAAGAUCUGAUGAGAAAAGUGGAAAGAAGACAUGGUUCAACAGUCUGAUUCUAAGUUACAGUGGGCCCGCAAGCCGAACCAAUCACAAUCGAAACUCAUCGGUCGAGCUCGGUAAUGGUGAGACGGUGCCCGAUGAUGCUAUGGAAUACUGCUUGAAAAUCUUGGAUGAAGAGUGUGUGGCGAUACCUUGGAAGAAAGGCGAUUUUAUGAUUGUGAAUAAUUUGACGGUUCUUCAUGGCCGACGACCACUACUCGAGCCUCCUCGUCGUAUACUCGUUUCACUUUGCCAGUGA
Cynara cardunculus var. scolymus (artichoke) is the source of this 1005-nucleotide messenger RNA. Its product is annotated as clavaminate synthase-like protein At3g21360. The transcript has 3 exons. The record is from RefSeq and is a predicted model, not a curated record. NCBI's taxonomy places the organism in Eukaryota, Viridiplantae, Streptophyta, Magnoliopsida, Asterales, Asteraceae. Gene Ontology annotation, molecular function: oxidoreductase activity. The coding region runs from base 1 to 1005 and encodes 334 amino acids.